CUGCUGCCCAAAAGCAAGCCCCGGAGAACUUCAGUAACCUCCAGGAAAGCUCUGAGGUUAGGGAGACUAGCACAGCCAAAGAAGACAUGAGGAGUCUGCUGGCACUGCUGAUCGUGACUCUGGCCGUGGCAGCACUCUGCUGUUGUGAGAAAGAUCCCAAAGAGCCUUCAGGAUCUCUCAGCGCUGACAGCAUCAAGAUUAAAAAAGAAGUUGCCAAUGCCUUUGUGAAGAGACAGAAGAGAUCCAGCCUCUAUGAACGGUACUUCGAGUAUUAUAAAAAUCCAAUGGAGCAGAUGCACGAGCGCUGUGAAAAUUAUCCUCCCUGUGACUAUCUCUCUGACCAAAUAGGAUUUUCCUUGGCCUACAACCGUUUCUUUGGGAGAUACUAAGGAUGGGAAAGUCUCUUCAUUUGUUUGGCUUGGAACACUCUGAGCCCCACAGGAGAAAGAAGGCUGUGGGUGGGAAAGAAGGAAGAAAAAUAUCUAGACUGGCAUCUACUUUCAUUGUCUCCUUAACCAACUGGAAUGCAAGGCACUAAUUAUCCUACUUGUUGAGCUUGCAUUAGGUUUUUUCCUUUCAUCUAAAAAAGUCUCUCUUUAGAGAGACUGUGGUAUUUUGAGCUUCACCAGAAGACUCUGUCUUACUUCCUCCCAUCUGAAUCCCCAGGACACAAGAGGUGAAAAAAAAGGUGAUUGGUCUCAAGAAAAUCAUUACACGCCUUAGAAACAAAACUAGACCUCUUGUCCUUUUCUGACAAAUGCAGAAGGAUUAUAGAAGAAUGUCCCAGUUAUGAUGUUGUUACAAAAUGUGUGUAAAUGUGAUGGAUCUGAUCCUGGGAUGCUCACUGAGAAGAAUGAAGAACAGCCGCCUCCUGUUAGAAUUACUGGAAAGUUUAGUAUUUUUACAUGGUAUAAUUACACUAAGUAUGCAUCACAGUAGGAUCACUUUGUAAAGAUAAAAGUGGGCAAAUACUAUUGCAGAGACAGAAAUCAGGUUCCGGUACACUUUUCUGAUUAUUCUGUCACAAAAUUUGCCAGUAUAGCAGCAACAAAGAAAUCCCCAAAAGAAUGUUUAAGGAGUGUUUCAUCCUUUUAGAUGAGCUCUUCCAUUUGUACACUGUAUUCAGUGACUGUCUGUAAAAAGCAACUCGGAAAUUUCUUGUUGUUUGUUUUUUUAACCUGUUUCUGGUGAAACUGAACAUACCUGGGCAAAACAAAAAAACCCCAACCUGUUCCUCUCUAAUGCUAUUGCAUUUUUGCUUGAAACUAGAAGUGUCUAAGCAGCUUAAAAAAAAAAAAAAAAAAAAAAAAGGUUAUGGAAUAAACA
Molecule: messenger RNA, 1326 nt
Organism: Empidonax traillii (willow flycatcher)
Lineage: Eukaryota; Metazoa; Chordata; Aves; Passeriformes; Tyrannidae
Product: osteocalcin-like
Exons: 4
Coding region: 87-389 (100 amino acids)
Biological process (GO): osteoblast differentiation; response to vitamin K; bone development
Cellular component (GO): extracellular region
Molecular function (GO): hydroxyapatite binding; calcium ion binding; structural constituent of bone
Source: RefSeq, a predicted model, not a curated record